Messenger RNA from Moneuplotes crassus, 2534 nucleotides. The record is from the annotation of a GenBank genome assembly. NCBI's taxonomy places the organism in Eukaryota, Ciliophora, Spirotrichea, Euplotida, Euplotidae.
CAAAUUUGUACCCAAUAUGUCAAUCCGUACAAAGCCAAAAGCAUUUAAAAUGAAGAAAAGAGGUGAUUUAGAUGCCUUCAUUGAAGACGAACUCAAGAAUAUGAACCCAGGAAUGGGAAGCAAGCCCAUCAAGGUUGGUAAAAAGAAAGUCAAGGUCUCAAGCAAGAACUUCAAACCUUCAUUCGCAGGAAAAAAAAUAAAGAAAAUGGAGCCAAGAACCGACCAAGCACUUGUAUUGGAUAAUUCUGCGGUUAAGGAGGACAAACCCACUCCUAAAAGGAUGACUCCUUUCAAGCCGAUGAAAAUUAAGAAUAAGCCAGGAGCCAAGCAGCUGAAUUUCUCUAUGAGCGGAACUGAAGAGAAGCAGAAAAAGCCUCAAGGACCUUCGAAACUUCUUGCUUUCCAGGAAAAGGUAAAGAACCGAAAAUAUGAAGCUCCGGUGACUCUUGUAAAAGAGCCUGAAGAUGAUUCGUAUUCUGAUGAUUACGAAGAAGAUGGAUUUGAAAGUGACGAUGACAAGAAGGACAUCAAGAAAGCUCUUCAAAAAGAGAACAGGAAAGCACUGAAAUUUAAUGACAAGCUAAAGCCUAAGAUCAACAACAAUAAUAACUCCUUCCUCAUGGGAAAUAAUGGGGACUCCAAUAGAGAUAACCUCGGCUCUAGAGGAAGUAAUAAGCCUAGACUUCAGACUCCAGAGAAAGGAUUCUCUGAAGGAACAAAAUUAGUUAUGAACAAAAGAAAAAUCACAGCUGGGGCUGCCAAUAAACAGCAAGAGAGAAUUCAGAAUUUGGUCCCUAUUAUCCAAAUAGAAACUGAGGAGUAUGAUAAUCAGCUGAAUAUCAAGCCACAGACUUCCCAGGAUUUGUAUUUUAAUAAGUUACAAACCUUCAAGAUCCAAAAUGAGAUGGUUCAAACUAACGACGAUAACAUUAGUCGAGACAUACAGACUGAUGCUAUUGAGGAGAAGGAGGUACAAGCUCAGGCUCCUGAAGACCUUUUCAGUAAGAACGAGAGCACCAAAUCUCAAGGCACCCAAGAUCUUGGUGGUUUUAUCCAAAGAGUAACUCCUGUAAUGGAAAUGAUCUGUGAAGAAAAUGUACAAUUAGCUGAUUUGGUAAAUCCUUCUGCGAAAGAUAAAAAUCCUGUUGAGCAGAAGGCUAAAAUAUCGUUCCCAAUUGAUUUAUGAAAAGUGCUGGGAAGUAAGAUGAAGAGAGUCUCUUGAACCCAUUCUUUUGAAACUGCUCCACACAGGAAAUGAGCUGUCUCUUACGUCUUAGAGAAUCCAGAUGGCGAAGAGGCUUAUAUAACAGUUGUAUACCAUCUUUCCUCUUCUAGUUCGAUCAAAUAUCUGAAGACUCAGAACGAAGUCACUAGUAUGUGCACUCCUUUCGAAAAUGUAGUCAUAUGUGGAACAAAGCUGGGGUCUAUUUGAGUGUUCGAUCUUGAUGAGAAUUUUAGGAAAGAAGAAGUAAGCCUCGGUGACGAAAUCAAUACAGAUCUGGAGAUGGAAGCAUUAAGAGACCAUUAUAGAAUUAUUGAUCCUACAUUUACGACUGAUGGGCUUCCAGAAGUAGUUCAUUACUUUGAAAUUACAAAAUUAGUAUCCUUAGUCAGAAAAGGGUCCUACAGGGUCGUAGCAAUUGAUAAUGUUGGCAAACUUUCAUCUUGGAUUCUGAUAGAAUUCAGUGAAGGAGACUGGGCUGGUUCCUUAGCAGAUCUUUCUCUCAAAGUUGGAGGAAAAAUGAAGCUUGCACUUCAUUCGGAAAUAGAUUUAAGCGAAAAAUUAAAAAUUAUCUAUGAUCCUGAAACGUUUGAAAUAGCUUUUGAUCCCAACGAUCAGAAUUCAUUCAUUUUCAGUACCAGUGACGGCCUAUACUACAGCAAACUUUAUAACAAAGCAGAUGAUAAUUCAAGCAAGAAAGGGGGACCGAUUAUCAGAACUCUUGAUACAAGUUCUGUCGGAGAACUGAUCAGGGUUACAUCGAUAUCAUACUCUGAUAAAGGCUUCAUCCUAACAGGAUUCGAGGAUGGUUCAAUAGGUUUGUAUCACAUAGAUUUUUCUACACCAAUAUCUAUUUGGUACAACUCGUGAGAGACAGCAGUACAGGAAAUCAAAUGGUGAACAAUUUAUUUCUCUGAAGGUAGAUCUAACAUGAGAGCCGGUGAUUUAAACUCUCACGAAGCUGAAGUAUCUGACUCCCGAUUUGCUUCAAGACUUUGUGAGUUCUUUGUUGUUGAUGUCAAUGAAAAUUUCUAUAUAUGGAACCUGAACAAGAACAUCCACAAAUCAAUUCACAAGAUCAAUUUUGGAGAGAAGCAUGGUGGAGUGAUAGACAACAGUAAAUCAAUUAUCUCCAACACUUGAUCAGACCAGUCAUUCUAUACUGGCUUCUGCAUCGAUGAUUACCAGGUUGUGUUCUAUUUCAUGAACUUCAAGAAGGGAACUAAGAUAUCAAAGGAGAAGAUUGAUAGUGAGAACCAGAAGUCUAUAAAGCUGCUCAAAAUCCAACCUAAUUAGUUGCAACUAUGCAUAA